AUGGAGCCCGGGGGCAGCGGCGAGGGCAGCGAGGGGCCGGGGGCCAGGAUGGAGUUCCGGCCGGGGGCCUGCCAGUACGCCCAUGUGCAGCUGCAGGGGGGCGCGCCCUGGGGCUUCACUCUCAAAGGGGGGCUCGAGCACGGCGAGCCGCUGCUGGUGUCCAAGAUUGAAGAUGGAGGCAAGGCUGCCCUGUCCCGGAAGAUGAGAAUCGGGGAUGAGCUGGUGAACAUCAAUGGUACCCCACUCUACGGCUCCCGACAAGAAGCCCUCAUCCUCAUAAAGGGCUCCUUCCGGAUCCUGAAGAUGAUUGUCAGGAGGAGAACCACCUCCCUGGCCAGGCCGCAUUCAUGGCACAUGGCCAAACUGCUGGAGGGGCGCCCCGAGACGGCCACCACCCCCAUGAACUUCUCUGAAGACCCCUUCAGCUUAUCCUGGCACUCAGGCUGCGACUCCAGUGACUCGUGCAUGCAGUGGUGCCCGCUGUCCCGCCACGGCAGCACCGAGAAGAGCAGCUCCAUUGGCAGCAUGGAGAGCCUGGAACAGCCCAGCCAAGUGGGCCCCGAGGGCCACAUCUCCCCUGUGGAACAGAGCGCAUACCAGAGCCAGCGGGAUUCAGCCUACAGCUCCUUCUCCGCAGGCUCCAGCGCGUCAGACUAUGCCCUGCCCCUGCGGCCGGAGGAGACGGCAGCCUCGGACUGCAGCCUGCCGGCCCUCGGGCCCCCCAAGGCUCCUAAUGGCCUCUGCUUCCACACGGGGCCCGAUGGGGUGGAAGUCUUUGGGGCAGCGGGACACCAGACUCCCAGGUCCCAGCCUUCGCCUGGCCCCCAGGAGGGUUCUCUCCCUCUUCCUGCCCAGCUCCCUGUGGCUCCUGCAGGUCCCCCCCAGCCUCCAGUAAGGCGGGACAGUCUCAGGGCCUCCAAGGCCCAGUUCCACCAGACAGAGAAGCGGAGGGCCUCAGUCCCUGGUGCUGCCUUGUACCUGAAGGAGAGAUGGAACCCCGAGGCCCUGCUCCCCACAGAGCUCCCCGCUGGGCCCUGCUGCCCCUGUAGCCAGCUCCUAGAGCCGCUCGAGGACCACUGGAAGGGGUGUCUGUCUGCUGAGCAGUACUGUGUGGUGAGCUGCCCGUCCGAGCCGGGCCACAGUGACCCCAGGCUGCUGCCAAGGACGGGGUGGUCCAGCCCGGCCCACGUCAUGGAAGAGCCCCCAUUAUCCAGCAGCCCCGGUGGGGAAACCGAAGAGGAGGAGAUGGCCACCGCCACCUUGACCGCCAUCCCUGCCCGCCUGACGGGAUUGGGUGGCCACCGUCACAGUGCCCCUGAGCAGCUGCUGGCCUCUCAGAUCCGGUCACUGCGCCUCGAUGCCGAGAGGGAUGGGGAGAGUGAGGAGGCUGAGCUGCAGGCCAGGCAGGAGGGGCAUCGCUGGACCCUCUCCCCCCUCCACAGUGCCCACCUGGGACAGCAAGGCCCAGUGGCUGGAGCCCAGACUAAGCCUAGUGAAAAGAGGCCCCUAGAGCAGGUGAGUGGCCAACCUUCGGGCAUAGAGAGCGCGGCCCCCAGCAGCCCCGUGCCUGGGGGAACCUCCGACCAAGCAGUUGCCCCCCAGUUCCCUGGCCCGGAGGCUGCUCCUCAGCUGGCUGGCUCCAGAGAGGGCUCGGAGGUCAAGAACAGCCGUCCAGGAGAUGCUCGCAGGAGCCACGGGCCGCGCUACCGCUCCGCCCAGCCCCGGCGCAGAAGUGAACGCUUUGCCACCAGCCUGCGCAAUGAGAUCCAGAGGAGGAAGGCCCAGCUGCAGAAGAUCAAAGGCGACCCAGAAGAGCCAGAGCCUGUGCAGGAGCUAGAGGAGCCUCCACUUCCUGAGACUCCCCAAGCCACCCCUGUGACUCCACCAUCUCCACAGCCUCCAGCUCCUGCAGCCUCCCAGCCCGCCCCCCCUCCUGUGGCCUCCCCGCCAGCCCCGCCUCCUGUGGCCUCCCCGCCCCUCCCUGCCCCUCCUCAGAUACCCGCAGUGCCGGCUCACCGCAGACUGCCCAGCCCAGGGGAGCGUUUCUCCAGCCAGCCCCGGCCUAAUGGCAACUUGCUGAGGGCCAGAUCCUCAGAGUGCUUAAGCCAGGCCACAGAGAGCCGGGAGCUGAGGAUGGCACUGGAGCGCCCCGGCAGCCCCGGCCAGAGGCCCUGGCAGCCCACAUCUGGACUCCACCCCUGGUGCAAAGCCCCCGGGCACGGGCCCCCCAAGCCCAGGCCCCAAGCCGGCGUCCGGGGAGGCCGUUGGCGAUGGUCUCCCGAACGAAAACUGCAGCCUCAGCUGCCACCAAUCCCCAGUGGGGUUUUGAACCCAAGCGAGGAGCCAGGAGGCGCUUCUGGGGAGGAGGGUGUCUUCAUGCCCUUUGCAGAUAGGAAGAAGUUUUUUGAAGACACCAGCAAGCUGUUGCCACCCCCAACUUCAGCUCUUGGACACAGUAAACCCUUUGCCCUGAGGCCCAAACCGCUGGAACCUCCUAGCUUCCAGCCAGUGGCUGCGGGCUGCAGGGACCUGCGACGCCAUUCGGUGGACCAAGCUUACCGCCCCUCGUCCUCCCUGCCCGUGGAGCCGGCCGCCUACCCGGAAUGCUUUAUGAGCAAAGACUUGGAGCAGCCGGUGUGCUGCCAGCCACUGGCGCACUGUGGAGAGUUCGAGUGCCUCCGGGCCUGCUCGUACCCGUGCAGUGUUCAGGGAGCUGUGGGCCACGAUGCCUGCAGCUACUGUCCGGGCCUGCUGAAGAGAAGCGUGCUCGGUGGCCACCGGAACCACCACUGCCACCAGCAAUGGGCCCGCUGUGCAGCUUGUUGCCACCCUGGGCCCCAGCACAAGGUCGGAGAAGAGGGCAGCCCUCCCUGGAAGGCCAGGAAUCCCUUGCUGAAGGAAGUUUCUCCAGAUGAAUGGGAAUCGGCCAAGAUCGCCAGGAAGGCCGGCCAGUCUGUGAGGGACCGACCUCAUUAUAAAAUCGGCUGCACACGCUCUUGUUUUGAGAACCCCGGGCGCGAGUGGUCAGCGUGCUACCGAGUAGCCUCCUCCCUGGACCUCCUGUGUGACUACGAUCACUCGGUGGGGACCCUGAUGGGCAGCGCCGUCUACGAGCCGCCAUUGCCCCGUCCGCUUCGGGGUCGGGCCUUCUCGGAGAGUCACAUCAACUUGGACCCCCCGAGCACACGGGCUAGAGAGAGGAGAGAGCUCCUGGCCAAGGUGGAUGAGACCCGGCCGGACCCCCUUGGAGCCAGAAAGAAAGCCCCGCCCCCCCCUCGGCCCCCACCUCCCAACUGGGCCAAGUACAGGGGCCACCGGCUAUCUCAGCACUCCCAGUACGCCAGCUUAGAGACCACCGGCGGCCGGCGGUCUGACACGGUCUUGGAGCAGCCUCGUCCCCAGGGGGGCCCGGCGGAGGUAGUGAGGAAGCGGUCCCAGAGCCUCCCUCCAGAGCCCCUGCCCAAAGACUUCCCCCCACCAUCCACGGGUGACAGGCCUGGGCCAGAACAGCCUGCUCCUCAGUACUACCACCCUGGCGGGGUGUGGAGAAUGCCGGAGCAGUUGGGCCUCAAGCCGGACCCCGCAACAGCAGCCAGAUCGGAAGCACUGGUAGAAGACCAGCCCAAAGCCAAAGAGAACUGGAGCCAGACCUGUUCUCCCCCCGAGGAGCAGUACCGCCUGGUCAACUGGAGCCCGGAGCAGCAACGGCUCAGCCCUGCCGGCCUCGCCACAGAGGAAUCCGGGCCUGUUCAAGACAUCACGGAGGUUGAAACUUGCCGCUUGGUCUCGACACGGAGGUCGGCCUCGGCCCACGUCAACUCGGAGGAGUUAAUGAGAGACGUGGCUGACAGGGACCGGUCACUGGCUGGCAUCCUCAACUCGACCUCCAACAUGGUGACGGCUGCAGAGGUCAUGGGCGACCUCUUCCCCGCCAAUGAGCUGCCUUGGAAAAAACAUGGCUGCCAGAAUUGGCAUUUGGUCAGAAGGAGACAGGAGGUAGCCAAGGAAAGGCAGGAGUUCCAACCCAUUUCCCCCCCGCCACCACCCGGCAGCUUUAGCAGCCCCACCAGCCUCCCCAGCCUCACCAACCCCAGCGGCCUCAUCAGCCCCACCAGCCCCACCAGCUCCACUUCCUACUCCACCUACUACAACACCUCAGCUGCCAAAGCGGAAUUGUUGAACAAGAUGAAGGACCUGUCCCAGUUGGCCAAGGACUCCCUGGGAGAGGCUGAAGUGGACCAGGAGCUGGCUCAGAAGAAGCUGCAGCUCAUCGCCAGCAUCAGCAAGAAGCUGUCCGUGCUGAAGGAGGCCCAGCGUGGGCUGAUGGAGGACAUCAGUGCCAACGUGGCCCUGGGGGAGGAGGUGGAGGCCGUGCUGAAGGCCGUCUGCAAGGCCAACGAGUUCGACAAGUUUCGGCUGUUCAUUGGUGACCUGGACAAGGUGGUCAACCUGCUGCUCUCCCUUUCUGGCCGGCUGGCCAGGGUGGAGAAUGCCCUCAACAGCCUGGACCCUGGAUCCACUCAGGAGAAGCUUGUACUGAUGGAGAAGAAACGCCAGCUGACAGAGCAGCUAGAAGAUGCGAAGGAGCUGAAAGAGCACGUGGACCGGCGGGAGAAAGCCGUGUAUGGCACAGUGUCCCGCUACCUGCUCCAGGAGCAGCUCCAGGACUACCGUCACUUUGUGAAGAUGAAGUCGGCCCUCAUCAUGGAGCAGCGGCAGCUGGAGGAGAAGAUCAAGCUCGGGGAGGAACAGCUCAAAUGUCUUCGCGAGAGCCUCCUGCUGGGCCCCCAAGAUUUCUGAGGCUCCUUGUGUGAGCUGGCGGGAAGGAGGAAAAUGGGCCCGGAGCCGCUCAGAGUCUCAGAGUUGGCCACAAGCCCGUCCUCCCUCCCUCCCUCUGCCCAUCCCUUCCUCCAUCAACUCUCCUCAUGCUAACGCCCCAGCCCCAAAAAGUGCCUUCUGUUGCUAAGAGCCCAAAGAACCCCCUGCCCCCACCCCCUUCCCAGCUCCAGAACCCGCUUGCAGAUACUUCUAGGUGGCUUGCCUGUGCCCAUGGCCUCUUCAGGCCCGGCACUCCAUGCAGAACCCGGACCCAAGUCUACUGGCUCUCUCUGCUAUUUUCCUCUCUGUUCAGGGGGUCCUUCAGCCCACCUGGCAACCCUCGAGAGAAACUCCAAGGCAGAGAGGGGUGGUUCGCCAUUUCUAUCAGGCAGCCAAACCACGGGUAGCUUUCCCUCUGAGCUUUGCCAGCGAGAGCCACGGUCAGUCCCUAAGUGCCAUCCCCGGUGGCGACAGCAGUCCCUGCCCACCCGCUUCCACCCUCACAGCAGACGGCUACCUCGGCGGAGAAGCCGGCUGUCGCUUCCCAGGUCCGUGAAAGCCUAAGCCGCCCCCCUUUGGGAGAGAAGGGCCUGUCCUCCAUUUGUUGUAUGUUAGCGUUGUUUUUUCCAUUUUAUUUAUUUAUGCUCCAAAACCCCAAGGAAGUGGGCAUUUGAAGAGGGGGUCAAAGUCUGCUGUAAGAGAAGUCUUGGUGGGCAGUCCCCGAGGCCCCCGGUGGCACUGCCACGCUAAUGAGAAGGACCAGCCGUCUCCUAGGCCAUGGCCACAGCCCAUCCAGCCUGCCCGUGGGGCUCAUAUUUCAGGUUGAUUUUCUCCUCAGCUAACAACCAUCUGUACCCACACUUCUGGGCCCCCAAUCUGGAAAACGGUGUUUUCUCCCUCAUUGUAGUUGAUACGCUGACUGGCACCUCCCCUCCCACUAGAUAUCGAAGGUCCAUCUCUUCACAGAACUGCCCAAGGGAGAUGGAGGCACCUGGCCUACUCCAGCCAGAAACAGUUCCAUCUCCACUUCCAUUUUGGCACCUCUUCUUUCUGCCCAUGGGUGCAGCAGCAAGGGACUCCCAAUCGGGGGGCCCACGUCUCUCGGCCUUGGCUUACCUCCGGCUACGUGGACCAAUGGGGGUUUUCUUCCAAGGGAGGACCGUGCUUCUCUAGGAGGGUCCCGACAGAGGCUGGGAUCCAGUAGGUGCCGGUGUGAAGAAAGUAAGGUGGACUGCCAGUGGGGCUCAGCCCUGAAGAUUUCCGAGGCGGGCGAUUGAGCCCGGCUCUCUCUCACCCAUCAGAAGCCGGAGGCCGGCGGUGGGCUCCGGUGUCCUCCCCGGGAGGUCACAAAGGACUUUGCUCAGGCUCUUGCUGAUGGGGCCUGACAGCUGCUGCCCUCCGGUUUACUAUCUUUGAAAGCAAGGGGAGGAAUUCAGCCAACCGGACCCGACGUGGGCGUAGUCUUUCUGGGGUGGCCGGGACAGCUUUCAGAGACGACCCCCCCAGCCCAGCCCAGGCAGCCACAUUCUCCCUUAUCCCCUGGGCCUUUUGUGCCGUAGCAAGGGCUAAGGGGCAGCAGCUUGCCAAGAAGGACCAGGAUCUCGCUUAAGACAAAGUGAAGGCCGCUGGGUGGGCGUGUUAAAUAUAUACUAGUCUGAGUGGCAGGACGGAUGUCUGGUUUCUUUAAUGGGCUCUGGGGAUGAGUGAAGGCCUUCCAAGACAUCACAAUAAUAAGCGCUGGCACUCAGGGAGAGCCCCGUGGGCACCAAGAUUUCUCAUGGAGCUGUGAGCUGGCCCCCUCCUAAGUGAAACCUCACAGUUUGUAUAGGGUGAAAGGUCAAACCCCCUCUUCUGCCCCCUCAUGACUCCCCAAGGGGGGCAGAGAAAGGGCAAAUGCUAUCCUCGGUGCCCCAGACAGGCCUGUCUUCCCCUGCCCUCCAGGGUCAGAGCCAGAGCCCCAAAGCGCGGGCCCUCCUGCCAGACACAAUUCAGCGGGGCCAGCCGAGAAGAGGUGGAUUCACCUCCCACCUCCCAAAUCCACACUUGCUUACACACGCACUGGAGAUCGGACCCAGUUGGGAACUGCAUUGUUGGGUGCCUCUACACCCACAGAGUCACAGUAGAUGGGUGGUUGUUCAAGAGGGAGCUGCAUUAAGCCCAGAAGGAGAGAAGUCCCGCUCAGGGAGGCCCCAGCAGUAAAUACCCAAGGAGAGCUCCGGGGCGGGGGAGGGCCUGGAGGAAGAUCCUGGGAGCAGUGGUCACUUCACAGCAAUAGGGAGAGAGCCCUCGUUUCUUUUCCUGCUCUUUAGAAUCUCCUGGUCUGCUUCUGUACCCAGCCCUCAGCCUUACCUUGUACCCCUGGGCCCACAGAGAAGCCCCCCGCAUUAAAAGGUGCUAAGAAUGAA
Antechinus flavipes (yellow-footed antechinus) is the source of this 7223-nucleotide messenger RNA. RefSeq names its product shroom family member 4 (gene SHROOM4). The coding region runs from base 1 to 4800 and encodes 1599 amino acids. The record is from RefSeq and is a predicted model, not a curated record. Gene Ontology annotation, molecular function: actin filament binding. NCBI's taxonomy places the organism in Eukaryota, Metazoa, Chordata, Mammalia, Dasyuromorphia, Dasyuridae. Gene Ontology annotation, cellular component: cortical actin cytoskeleton; apical junction complex; adherens junction. The transcript has 11 exons. Gene Ontology annotation, biological process: actin filament organization.